Trematomus bernacchii (emerald rockcod) is the source of this 1818-nucleotide messenger RNA. RefSeq names its product MAGUK p55 subfamily member 7-like. The coding region runs from base 1 to 1818 and encodes 605 amino acids. Lineage: Eukaryota; Metazoa; Chordata; Actinopteri; Perciformes; Nototheniidae. Gene Ontology annotation, molecular function: protein binding. Gene Ontology annotation, biological process: protein localization to adherens junction. Gene Ontology annotation, cellular component: cell-cell junction; plasma membrane. The record is from RefSeq and is a predicted model, not a curated record. The transcript has 17 exons.
AUGCUGAGCCGAACAGAAAACAGAGGCGUGUGCAGGCUGCUAUCUUCAGUGAUGUCUGGAACAGAGUCUCAUACGGACAGAGAGGAGGACUACAGGUUCCUCAACAGCAUGCUGAUGGAGAAGAAGCUCCACCUGCUCUUUAAGAUCCACGAGCGUCUGAAGCGUUUUGAGAAGCGGAGCCCCAUCCCCGUCCAAGAGCACGCAGCGAGUCUGGCUUCAGAAUUGGCGGAAGAGCUGAUAAACCAAGGCUGGACAGAUGAAAUCAAAGAACUGGUUGGCCUCUUUUCCCAACCCGACUUUAAGAGUCUCCUGUGUGUCCAUGACGCUGUAGCUCAGAGAACCUUUGAGCCCACUCUGCCACCAAUACCUGACACUGUACUGGAAGACGAUGAGGAUUCUGUCAAGAUUGUCAGUCUGGUCAAAACCAAAGACCCCCUGGGUGCAACAAUUAAAAUGGAUAAAUCCACAGGGACGAUUGUUGUGGCGAGGAUCAUGAGAGGAGGUGCAGCUGAUAAAAGCGGCCUGAUCCAUGAAGGAGAUGAGCUGAAAGAGGUGAAUGGAGUCUCACUGGAACACAGGAAGCCAAAGGAAAUCCUUUCUCUUCUGGCUCGAUCUCAAGGUGAAGUUAGAUUCACAAUCAUUCCUGCCUCCACAAGGGAAGAAAUGUCAUCAAAUAAAAAGCUGUUUAUGCAGGCUCUUUUCGACUAUGAUCCCAAUGAGGAUCCCACCGUUCCGUGCAAAGAAGCAGCAGUAGCCUUUAGAAAGGGCGACGUCCUCCAGAUAGUCAGCAUGGAGGAUGACACCUGGUGGCAGGCCCGUCACCUUGGGGACAGCAACGAUCGGGCAGGACUCAUCCCCUCGCAGCAGCUCCAUGAGAGGAGAGUUGCACUACAGCGACCUAAAGCGCUGUUCAAGCCCCGACCAGUCAAACCACCAGUCAUGGAUGACGUAGACUACGGAGCUAUAACAGGGAUCCACAUUGCUGGGUUGAGAAGAAGUUUCCGACUCGGAAGAAAGAGCAGUUGGGCCAGAGAAGCGGCUCGGUCCAGGAGUUGGAGCACAGGGGCUCACAGCUCAGUUCGACCCCCUACCUACAAACAGGUGACCCCCUACCACAGAGACCCCAAGGACCCACACCGUCUGGUUGUUCUGGUUGGGCCCAGCGGCGUUGGCGUUAAUGAACUGAAGAGGAGGCUCCUGCUCUCAGACCCUGACCACUAUGGCGUGACUGUACCGCACACCACACGUGAGAAGAAAAGGCAGGAGAAUGAAGGGGUGGAUUAUAAUUUUGUGUCAAUAUCCAUGUUUGAAGAGGAUAUUCUCAAUCAAAGGUUUGUAGAAUAUGGAAGAUACAGUGGACACUACUAUGGAACAAGUGUAGAUUCUGUGCACAAAGUGAUGGCUGAGGGCAAGGUGUGCCUUCUGUGUGUGCACCCUACUAAAAUAAAGCAAGUGUACAAUUCGGAAUUCAAACCAUACGUGGUGUUCGUGAAACCUCCGUGUAUCGAGGAACUACACCUCACCAGACGGAGAGUGAAGUUUGUCUGCGAUGAAGUCGACAAGAACUCAGUCAGGGUCUUUUCGGAGGAGGAUUUUGAGGACAUGAUUACCUUGGCUGAAACCAUGGAGAAGCAGUACGGACACUUGAUUGACAAGGUGAUUGUUAAUGGAGAUAUCGUGGUGGCGUUCAGAGAGCUGAAGGCGGACCUCGAGAAGGUACAAAAGGCAGAAGUCCACUGGGUUCCUGCAGAGUGGAAUUGCUCGUCAUCACCAACGAAAGCACGCAAAAGUUGCGGUCAUCUGGACAGCUGGAUUUGA